This is a messenger RNA of Schistocerca nitens (vagrant locust), 2449 nucleotides long. RefSeq names its product lysosome membrane protein 2-like. The record is from RefSeq and is a predicted model, not a curated record. The transcript is spliced from 10 exons. Gene Ontology annotation, molecular function: scavenger receptor activity. The coding region runs from base 76 to 1602 and encodes 508 amino acids. Lineage: Eukaryota; Metazoa; Arthropoda; Insecta; Orthoptera; Acrididae. Gene Ontology annotation, cellular component: cytoplasm; membrane.
UGGAGCUGCGGCGAGUCUUCCACGAGACGGAACGUACAGCGGCCGACUGCUCUGCUCUGCUGCUUUACCCGAGACAUGUCGGCAGCGAGAGCCGACUCCGCCGCUGCGGCAGCCAACUACUCCCACAGCCGCGUGCGCAAGAGGGCUCCUCCGGGCCGACCCCUCGUCUCUCGCACGCUCCUCCUUAGUAUUCUGCUGGCGGCCAGCCUGGGUGGUUCCGUCUUCAUGUGGGCCUACGACGUCUACAAGAGGACUCUUCAGGACAGCGUGGUGCUGGAAAACAACACGCAGGCGUUCAUGUGGUGGCAGAAGCCGCCGGUGCAGCCACUCAUGAAGAUCUACGUCUUAAAUUACAGCAACCCCCAGCAGCUGUAUGACGGCAAGGACUUGAGGCCGCGUGUCAACGAGGUCGGGCCCUACACAUACAGGAUGCAGCUGGAACGGGUCAACGUCCGCCUGCACCCGGACAACACGGUGAGCUACCAGGAGAAGCGCAGCUUCGAUUUCGCGCCGGAGCUCUCCGUUGGCAACCCUGACGUGGACAAGGUGGUCGUGCCCAACAUCAUCGUCAUCACGGCGGUCAACGAGCUGCGCGAGCUGUUCUUCGUGUACCAGGUGGCCACGGACGCGGCCAUCCGCAGCUUUGGCACCAAGCCCUUCGUGGAAGUGCCCGUGUCCAACCUGCUGUGGGGCUACUCGGACCCGCUGUUCGACCUCGCCAAGUUGCGCCACCCCAUGCCCAUCGACAAAUUCGGCCUCCUAGCCAUGAAGAACGGCGUGGAUCAGCGACGGCUACGCAUCGGCACGGGCGUUGGGGACCCGAACAAGCUGGGCGUCUUCACCAGCAUUGACGGGCACUCCUCACUGGGCAAGUGGAGCACGGCAGAUUGCAACAGCAUCCAGGGCACCGACGGCUCCAUCUUCCCACCCUCUGCUGUAUCAACACGCGCCACACUGCACCUCUUCCAACAUGCCCUCUGCAGACGCAUCCCGCUCGAGUUCAGGCACCAUUCGCAGGUGGCUGGUAACAUUCCAACACUCCGCUUCCAAUUUCCAAGAAAUGUGUUUGAUUCAGCAUAUCGAAAUCCAGAGAAUGCUUGCUUCUGUCAUCCAGAUGCUGAUUUUUGUACUCCAUCAGGAGUAUUUAAUACUUCAGGAUGUACUUUUGGUGCACCUAUCUUCUUAUCAUUCCCCCAUUUUUACCUAGGGGAUCCAAGCCUAAUAAAUGCCGUGGAUGGUCUAACACCUAAUGAGACACUGCACGACUCAUAUGUUGAUAUAUAUCCAAAACUGGGUGUGCCUCUUGCUGGCUGGUCACGAAUUCAAAUCAACAUCAUGGUGAGGACCACACCAUAUAUGCAGACUGUCAAAUGUUUCAAAGAUAGAACAAUUUUACCUAUUGCUUGGAUUGAAAUGGGCCUAGAUGAUUUACCCAGUGACUUCCAAAGUUUGUUUGUACAUGUGACGUAUAGUGCUCGUGUGCUUCAACUCAUUCUGCUGUAUGGGCUGCCCACUUUAAGUCUGGUCUUCUUGUACCUGUUAUGGCGACAACUGAGGUUGUGUAGGAGUAGUCAAAUACUAGUGCCGACCAGCAGUGCAUAAUUUAUUAUGUCAGUAAGUGAAACUCAUUACUUUUAAGCAAAGAGGACUGUUAAUAUAAUGGCAAAAAACUGGUUUAUGUAAAGUUCAAAUUACGAUACAGGUAUAUAUUAGCAGUCAUUCUGAAGAUGUUUGCAGAGUAUGGAUUGUGAGCUACAAACUUGUACUCUGCAUCUUGUUUCUUAUGACACUAUGUCUCAAACUAUUCGUGAACUGUUGUUUGCUUUAUUUCAGUAUUUUUCAUAACAUUGCAUUUUUUGAAAAUAUUUUUGUCAUUCUGUAAGUAACUUAUAGGCAGUUAUUUUGUAGUCAUAACAUACAUGUCAUUUAGAUUCGAGUUCAGAUAAUUGCUCAAUACAUUUUUGUGUUGUAAUAUAUAUUUUUGAAAUGUACAAACCAUACUUUAUUUUUGUAUUAUACAAAUCAUUUUUUGUGUCUUGUUAUUGCUAAAUGUAUCUUUGUUGUGUUAUUGCUGUGAUUUGUACAAAGACUGUUGUUUGUGUAUGUCUCAUGUUUCUUGUUACAUUUCACUCCCCAUUUAAGAUGCCAAAAGCUGAUGGCAAACUUAUAAUGACCAUACUGUGUUUAAACCAAGCUUGAAACAUAUAGGUGCCUUUUUACAGUCUGUUCUUGUAUAAUAGAUAUAAGUUUUACAAAUUUUAAGCACUUAAUACAUCAGAAAAUAAGGUUUUUACAUAAAAACUGAGAUGUUUACAUGUCAGCUAAUUCUUUUAGAGAGAAUUAGAAAUAUUCCCUAACACAAAUAUUUAUCUUUGUGAUAAAUCUACUGCAUUACUUUGGCUGGGCAUCUUGUUGGUGACUGAAGAAUAAAAUGGCCCAAACACAUUAA